AAAUCCGUGGUGGCAAUGGAUCAUUACUGUAGUAUUAUUGCUCUGUACAUAUUUUAAUGUAUUCCAUAUACGGCUACACAUCUUGCGAGCGUACGGCGGAAAGAAGCAGUUAAACUAAAACAGACAAACAGAGGAGAGGAGGAGGAUUUCACUCUCUCUCUAUGAACUGAAAUUCUAUAGAAGACGUUGGAAUCCGUUCUCUAAAGAAUCAAGUGUUGUCCGGUCCACGAUUUUGCCCUAAUUACUUAGCAGAAAUCUGAUGUCUUGAGAGGGUUUUAAUUGGAGUUGCUCUCGAACCAUGGGGAGCAAUGAGAUGGAAUCAUCAUCAAAGGUGGUAAAGACGCCUACAACACAGGGGCAGCCUUCUGCCACUAGCACUGCCGCAGUUUAUCCAGAUUGGGCUGGAUUUCAGGCAUAUUCACCUAUUCCCCCACAUGGCUUCUUUCAUUCUUCUGUGGCAUCAAGUCCCCAGGCUCAUCCGUACAUGUGGGGAGCUCAGCACCUUAUGCCUCCAUAUGGGACCGCACCACCUCCUUAUGUUGCAAUGUAUCCCCAUGGCGGGUUAUAUGCUCAUGCAUCUAUUCCUCUGGGCUCUCAUCCAUUUGGUCCUUUUGCUAUGCCUACCCCAAAUGGUAACAUUGAUGCUACUGGAACUGUCCAUGGUGGAACAGAAGCUGAUGGCAACUCUUCAGAUGGUAAAGAAAGAAGUCCGCUCAAAAGAUCAAAGGAAAGUUUAGGGAGUUUGAAUAUGCUUACAGGCAAAAACAAUGAGAUGGGUAAAACACAGGGGGCAUCUGCCAAUGGAGUCCUUUCCCAAAGUGCUGAGAGCGCAGGUGAAGGAUCAAGUGAAGGAAGUGACACCAAUUCUCAGAAUGAUUCACAACAGAAGGCUAGUGGGCAGGAUUCUGUGGAAGGUGAAGCCUCUCAGAAUGGCAAUGCAGUAAAUACUCCUGUCAAUGGCGUACCUCGUCCACUGCCAAAUGCAAUGUUAAACCAAGCAGUGGUUAUCAUGCCAAUGCCAACAGCAGGGGCUCCUGGAGGUGUUGCUGGUCCAACUACAAACUUAAAUAUUGGGAUGGAUUACUGGGCUGCUCCAUCUUCUAUCCCUGCACUAUGUGGGAAGGUCCCUUCUGCACCAGUUGCAGGAGGAAUAGUUCCGACCGGUGUUGUUGGGUCUCGUGAGGGUGUUCAAUCAGAGCUUUGGAUUCAGGAUGAGAGAGAACUGAAAAGGCAGAGAAGAAAGCAGUCUAAUAGGGAAUCAGCCCGUCGUUCCAGGUUGCGUAAGCAGGCGGAAUGCGAAGAGCUAGCCCAACGAGUUGAAGUUCUAACUGAAGAGAAUGCCACCCUUAGAUCAGAAGUGACUCGUAUCAGGAGCGAGUAUGAAGAGCUUCUUUCUCGGAAUGCUUCUAUGAAGGAGAGGUUUGGGGAAAUCCCCAGAAGACAUGAAGAUUCAAGAACUGGCAGGACUGACAAACAUUCAAGCGUUGAACAUCAACAAGAAGUUCAAACAGAACUUGUUCAGAGUGGUCACUAAGACCAACAGCUCUGCUUUAGAUCCAUUUAUGGGAGCAUAACCUAACCCAUUAGCAGCAAAGAUUCCUUGUCUACAUAGUGUGUUUAUUAAAAUUAAUCAGAGUUGACCUUUCCAGUCUCAGAAAGUUGUUUAUACCAUGAUCUUAUCAUUCCAUAUUUUUGCUUUUGAUAAAUUUUUAAUAGUUGAAGCCCUAGAAGGACAUCUAGAGAGCUGUAACCCUGUUUUGGACUUCUAUAGGGAGGGUUCUUGGGAUACUAUCUUAUUUUCAUAUUUUUCCCUUUCACUUAUAUUACGUGGUGCACUGUAUAACUGAGGAUAGAGAAUAAUAAACUGUUAGGUACACUGUACUGUUUAUGAAGUCUUUUACAUAUUCGAAAUUUUAAAUGUCUCUUAA
This is a messenger RNA of Nelumbo nucifera (sacred lotus), 1928 nucleotides long. Its product is annotated as bZIP transcription factor 1-B-like. Gene Ontology annotation, biological process: regulation of DNA-templated transcription. Gene Ontology annotation, cellular component: nucleus. Gene Ontology annotation, molecular function: sequence-specific DNA binding; DNA-binding transcription factor activity. NCBI's taxonomy places the organism in Eukaryota, Viridiplantae, Streptophyta, Magnoliopsida, Proteales, Nelumbonaceae. The record is from RefSeq and is a predicted model, not a curated record.